AUGGUCACCGCUGGGCUGUUCAUCCUCAGCCUGGGAGGCUCCGUCCUGCUCCCAGCACUGGCCCCAGCAGGCACCCAGGGAAGCCAGAUCAUCGGGGGAAAGGCGGCGGCACCCCACUCCCGGCCCUUCAUCGCCUCCAUCCAGAUGGACGGGCAGCACAUCUGCGGGGGCUUCCUGGUGUGGCCCAAGUGGGUGAUGACAGCAGCCCACUGCCUCAUUCCCAGGCGUAACCCCUCGGUGCGCGUGGUGCUGGGCGCCCACAGGCUGGAGGAGCCCGAGAAGUCCCAGCAGGUCUUCAGCAUCGUGGAGUCCAUCGCCCACCCGCACUACAACCUGCGCUCGGUGGACAACGACAUCUGCCUGCUCAGGCUGAACAGGUCGGCCACACUGAACGAGUAUGUGAUGCGGAUCCGCCUGCCCUCGCCGCACAUCGAUCUGAAGCCCGGCACCGUCUGCUUCGUGGUGGGCUGGGGGGACACCUCCAACUAUGGCGACCAGCCCACCGAGCUGAUGGAGACCCCCACCACCAUCGUUAAGCGGAGCCUCUGCCGAACGCUGUGGAGGGGCAAGGUCUCGCCCAACAUGCUGUGCGGGGCCAGCCGCAACGCCACGCUGCAGGGCGUCUGUGCGGGCGACUCCGGGGGACCCCUGAUCUUCAAGAAAAAGGUUUACGGCAUCGUCUCAUUCUCUGGGGAGAGAUGUGGGGACCGCCGGUACCCUGACAUCUACACCAAGAUCUCCAACUACAUCGACUGGGGACGUGAUGGGGAGCCCAAGACCGGGCCCAAGACCCACCUGCGCAGGGAACCAGCAGAGCUGGGGCCUGGGUUUUAG
This is a messenger RNA of Gavia stellata (red-throated loon), 834 nucleotides long. It is a transcript of the gene PRSS57, whose product is annotated as serine protease 57. The coding region runs from base 1 to 834 and encodes 277 amino acids. Gene Ontology annotation, biological process: proteolysis. Gene Ontology annotation, molecular function: serine-type endopeptidase activity. The record is from RefSeq and is a predicted model, not a curated record. NCBI's taxonomy places the organism in Eukaryota, Metazoa, Chordata, Aves, Gaviiformes, Gaviidae. The transcript has 6 exons.